AUGGGCAACUUUCGCAUUAAGCCGCCUGGUGUGCGACACGCGUUCCCAAAGCUGGGAACACACCGGACUGUUAUGUUCCGGCGAAUGAACCUCCUCAACUGGCCACCGGAGGACGCUUCUCCUCUUCAUCCUAUCGAACCCUGGGGACGCCAGUUCUUCGUCUUCAACGCGUUCGCCACGAUCGAACCUGCAGACUGGGCGGGUCCUCGUGGACCUUUUCCGCGCAUUCCUCCUCUCGUUAAACCCGCCCCCGAUGCAGCCUCCCUGGCUGCAUCGUCGACUUCUCUCCUGUCGGCUCUCAGAGAAGCGCAGGAGACAAGCGCGACGCGCACAGUCAUGUGCGUGACCGAUUUUGCUCAAAGGCCUCUAAUGUUUCUCGGCAAAGACGACUUUCACGCUUUAAGAGAAAAUCUCCCUCGCAUAAAGGAAGAGUUGAAAGCCUUCAAAGAGCGAAUAAAGCCGAACCCCGUGCAUGCGCAGUACGAUCUCCGCCGCAGGCUCCUUGUCUACCCGCGGCAAGCGAUGCAGCGCUUAAAGACAGGCGAACACGGAGGCUACGGAACGCGACGGGGAACCAUCCGUGAAAGGAAAACGUAG
This is a messenger RNA of Neospora caninum, 597 nucleotides long. RefSeq lists its product as hypothetical. The record is from RefSeq and is a predicted model, not a curated record. Lineage: Eukaryota; Apicomplexa; Conoidasida; Eucoccidiorida; Sarcocystidae. The transcript has 5 exons. Bases 1 to 597 code for a protein of 198 amino acids.